Molecule: messenger RNA, 2846 nt
Organism: Cricetulus griseus (Chinese hamster)
Lineage: Eukaryota; Metazoa; Chordata; Mammalia; Rodentia; Cricetidae
Source: RefSeq, a predicted model, not a curated record
UGUGGGUGCCUAUGUCCAUGUGCUCACAUAUAAAAGUCAGAGGAAAACAUUGGAUGUCUUGCUCUGUCGCUCUUCCUUAGUCCCUGGAGACAGAGCCACUCACUGAACCUGAAACUUGUGUUUUUGUUUGUUUGUUUGUUUGUUUGAGUUAGACUACCCGUGAUCUCCCUGUCUCUGUCCCUCUCCCCCCAGACUAGAGGAUUACAGGCCCAUGCUGCUGCACUUGACUUUUACAUGGCUGUUGGGGAGCCAAACUCAGGUCCUCAAGCUUGCUUAGUAAGCAUUCCUCCACUCUGUCACCACCACCCCCAGCGCCUUGAACUCCCUACACAUGGACUCUGCAGGUUCUAAUCAAGGAACCGCACAUUGUCAGGCAGCUUCAUUUGUUCUCUUGGAUGGCUACUAUUUGAACUCGGAUUUCCUCUUCUACUGCCAUGCCACAAUGCUGUCUCUGCCCUUCCAGGUCUCCACCCCAGGACAGGGACCACUCAUCUCGUGUCUUCUCUAUCACCAGCCUCGCCAGGGCCAGGGGCAGGGCCUCUGAGAAAGAGAAGCAAUAGACUCCCCCAGCCUUGGCACUGGGGACAACGCCUUAAAAGAGUCGAGGGUUGGCUUCUGCUCCGCCAUCUUCGUCAACAGAAAGAGGCUGAGAAGGGUCCCUGAGCCCAGCCUGCCAUCUUCCCUGGCUCUAGGUGGACAUGGACCAGCAGUUGUAAGCAGCCAAAGCUGAUGCCCGGCCCCCAGGGGGGCACAGGAGCCCCCACCAUGAGCCUGGGCAAGCUGUCUCCUGUCGGAUGGGUGUCCAGUUCCCAUGGGAAGAGGCGGCUGACAGCAGACAUGAUCAGCCCUCCACUUGGAGACUUCCGCCACACCAUGCAUGUGGGCCGUGGUGGGGAUGUCUUCGGUGAUACUUCCUUCCUCAGCAACCAUGGGGGCCGCUCUGGAAGCACCCACCGCUCACCCCGAAAUUUCCUGGCCAGGAAGCUCCAGCAGGUGCGCAGGGUGGGGGUGCCACCUCGAAGGACGGCUUCCCCGCCUGCACCCUCACCUGCCCCACCUGCCAUCUCGCCCAUCAUCAAGAAUGCCAUCUCUUUGCCCCAGCUCAACCAGGCCACCUAUGACAGCCUGGUGAUGAGCAAGCUCAACUUUGACAGCAGUCCUACCAGCUCCACAGAUGGCCGCUAUGGUUAUGGCCUGGAUUCUGGGUUCUGCACCAUCUCACGCUUGCCACGUGUGGAAAAGCACAGCAACCGAGACCGUGGCUGUGACCGGGACCAGGACCGGGAUCAUGUUCAAGACCAAGAGCAAAAUUCUUUCCCCUGUGAGCCAGAGCUUCGACGCUCUGACUCUCUCUUGUCUUUCCGUUUUGACCUUGACUUAGGCCCCUCCCUCCUCAGCGAGCUUAUGGGGGCCAUGAAUCUUUCAGAAGCCCCAGCAGCUGAGACCCCAAUCCCUGCUGCCAACCCUCCCACUUCAGCAGCAACUCCCCCUGCCCCUACUGCAAAACCCCCAGCCCGUGCCAUAACCACCCUAGACCCCGAGACAAGCCUCCCAGCUCCUGCAGCAAGACCCCCAUCCCAUGGACAUUUCCCCAAUGGGGUAACUGCUGUGUUGGACACUGUGGCUGAGACAAAGCCUAGUCCUGUUGGAGAGAAUCCCCAGGUACCUCCCAACAUGCCCUUUGGCAGGUGUGGAGCCAGCUGGGGGGCCAGCCGGGCCAGCCGCCACUACACUGAGAUGGAUGCUCGGCGGGAGCUGGCAGGGGUGCUACCACAAGUCCAUGGCUCCUGGGAGAGCCUGAAUGAAGAAUGGAGUGCACCGCCUACCAGUGGCAGGGCCCCAGUGCCCAGCACGGUGCAGGUCAAUGCCUUUGAAUUUGCUGAUGCUGAGGAAGAUGAUGAAGUCAAGGUGUGAGGGACUAGGCAUGGGCUCCAUGUCCUGCCAUCCUCAGGACUCAGAGAGCAGAGGGACUGAGCUCACCCACCAUCACCUAACUAGAUCUACCCAACCGGAGUUAGCCCAUAUCCUUCCUGGUCUAUGCAAAGCAGGCAUGGGUGAGGGGGUCCCUACUGACUUGACCCAACUCCCACCACUGCAUCUAGGCCCUUUGCCACACCCCAUGCCAACCCCAUGACCUCACAGUGUGGCUUUUGUGCCCCAGAUGCCUCCUGGGUGAGGUGGGGGUGGGAGGAGGACCACACAGGGCCAUUGUCUCUGAGUGGGACUGCCUGCCCCUGCUCAUUUAGAGCUGCCCCAGAAGGUCACCACUGUGUCCUCAAUAGCCCUAUUCCAGGCUCCUCGGUUCCCAGAGAAAGGUCAGGUGUGACCUUGCAGCAGAUUCCAUCUUGUGUGUACCGCAGACCUGCUGCCUGUGCCUAAACGUAAAAGCUUUUCUGAUAAAAGCUAACUGCCUAAGAAGCCAAGGGGGCAGCCCUGGCUGAGAUAUCCUUUCCUCUGCUGGGAGUUUGGAGAGUACAGGACUUCCUUUCAGGCCCCCCAGCUAGAAGGGGGGGGCAGACGCGGUAAUGAGUAACCAACCUGGAAUGCUCAAUGAUAAGAGGCCCAGGUGGGACCCUUAUCUGCAGUUCCUGGAACACCCUGGCCCCAGGUGCCUGGAACCAAUAUCUGCCCCAUAAUCCCACGGGGCAGCUUGGCAGGUGCUCAGGUCACCAGGAGGAAGGCAGGUUUACAUGUAUAGGGUGGCUCAGGGGCGCCUCCCAUCUUCUCUCCACAGUGCUACGCCCUGUGCCUCAGUUUUCAACCUUAUAUCAAAGAUGGGGAGCACCAACUCACAUGGGAAGUGCUAACAGUUCUUAAUGUAGAAAUAAUAAAAUUGGAUUCUUUUA